AUGGGCAUGAGCCUUGAUGGAAUGGUCCUCAGUGCAGAUCUUGGUGGUAGUAGCAAAUAUUCAAAUGUCUGGGAUUUCCUUGAUACUGGAGGUGAGAAAUUACUUUUGGAAGCUUGGACACCUAGUCUAGAAGAUUUUAACUUAAGUGAGAAAUCACCUAUCCAGUGUACGCUUAACAACCAGCUUAGAACUGACACGGACAAGGGAAUCUGA
Molecule: messenger RNA, 213 nt
Organism: Acaulospora colombiana
Lineage: Eukaryota; Fungi; Glomeromycota; Glomeromycetes; Diversisporales; Acaulosporaceae
Source: the annotation of a GenBank genome assembly